CAAAGCGUUACCACUGUGUUAGAAAAAGACAAAAGCAGGGGUUUUGGUUAUCAUAAUUUCAAUACAGCGGCAGGGUGGAAUCUUGCUGUGUCGACAUAAUUUAUUUUAUUGGUUCAGUUUUAUUCUUUACAGAAGGGUAAUGCUGAACUCUUGAGCAUUUAAGCAGGCUUGCAGUGACACAUGAAUUUUGUUCUUCCUUUUCCUUUCCAAGCUAUAGACACAAGUGUUACCCAAGUUGUAUUUCUAAGGACUCGCAUGGCUAUGCUUGAAUCUGGAGCAGCAGCUCUUAUCUCUAAUGGGCCUCAAGGUUCUCUCAUCUUCUGGAGCCUGCUCAGCGGAGCCUCACCUCCAGCAAGCUUCAUACCUUCUCGAGUAAAAUCUCCAAUCAGCAGCAUAGCUGUCACUCCUGAUGAUUCAUCUCUUUAUGCGGCCGAUAGUGAUGGUUAUGUGUAUGUCUACAGCAUCAAGGAUUAUGCCCUUGGGAAUCUGGAGCAGGAGCCACCACAAUAUAUGCAUCACUGGCGAGCACAUAUAAAAAUGGUUGUAUCAUUAGAGGUGAUAGAUGAAGACAGAGUCCUGUUGUCCUCAUCUAUAGAUUGCACAGUCCGCCUGUGGAGUCUGACUGGAGAAUACAUUGGGACCUUCGGCCAGGCUGAGCCCUGGGAGGUUUUCACUCCUGCCUCCUGGAAACACCCCAGGGUUCCCUAUGAAAUCCUGAUAGACCCACAAAGCCUGCCCCUUCAUCCAGUGCUAGAAGGACAGUCUUCUGUCUUGGAAGUCAUCAACUCAGACCAGAGUCCCAAAGCCCAGGGGAAACCUGUGCCUAAGCAUGAAGAAAGCUACCAUCCCAAAUAUCCUCACAUCUCUAUUACUGAUGCUGAGAUCAAAGUAGGAGUGAACAAGUGGCUUUCACAGAGCUCUGGUGAAAGAUUGAAGCACAAGCACUGUAAGAAUUUAAAUAAGCCACUUAAUCAUAAGGGAUUGAGUACUUACCACACCAUUAACUGCUAUGAAAUAGCCAAUGUUCCAGAAAUUUGUGAAAAACCUGAUUUGUCUGUACUUGGUUCAGAUUUCUUUUAUGAAAGUUCAUUAGAGGAAAAUUAGAGCAAUACCUUCUCUAGAGGUAACCGAACAUGUGCUAAUCCAUCACUUCGGUCCCAGCCAAGCUUUUUCUGGUAGCUCGAGAACUAGCUGUUUCGACAGAAUUCUACUUUAAAUAAAAUGCCUCUACAAAGUGUUUCUAUAAUCAGAAUAAGCUUCCUGCUAUAGAAUCCUUCUGGUUUGCCAUAUAAGUUCCAACAUCCUUUACAGUGCUAGAGCCAUACUGUCCAUUUCAGCAAGUAAAAACCUAAGCAAGAAGUGUAAGUCAGUUAAAAUGCUUAAAUCUUGAUCCUACCACUAUAUUGGGACCAAUAGAAGUAAAUUACUACCCUCCUCCACACUGCAAACACAGUUUUGAAAUCUAGUGACUUCUUUAGAUUCUUCCCCAUCUUUUUUCUAGAGCUAAGAUUUUUGGUGUUGCCUACUGUACACAACUGCCUAAUGGAUCAGCACAGAGGAAAGUGCAGGCAUGAGGAGCCUAUAACAUGGAUCUGUGUUUUUGUAGUCCAGUUGCUUACAGCCAAUGCUGACAACUAGGCACUGCUACAGAAAGCUGCGUGCACUGUAGCAUUGCUCCUGCCCCUGUCUGUUAGAAGAGCUAGGGAUGUUACUAAAAGCAAUAAUGAGGAGAGAGAAAGGCAAGAGUAAGACUAGUUGGCCCUAAGUAAGCACCAGUCCUCUCAAGUGUACUCCCACUGCAGCAGCUCUAGUGGAACAAA
This is a messenger RNA of Struthio camelus australis, 1820 nucleotides long. The record is from RefSeq and is a predicted model, not a curated record. Lineage: Eukaryota; Metazoa; Chordata; Aves; Struthioniformes; Struthionidae.